UUUCAAUUUUGAUUGUUAAAUUUAUUUAAAAGUUUAUAUAAAAGAUUAAACAGAAUCUUACCAUAAGAAUCAUCAUUAGAAGAUCAAUUAUGAAUUUAUCUUGAAAUAUGAAAUGGAAAAACAAUACUGUCAAUUGUGCUUUAAAAAUUAUGAAGUUUUGAAUUUGGCAACAAAGUAAUUAUUUUGUUACCAAAAUGAAUAACAUAAACAAAGUUGAAGAUAUGAAUGCUGCUAUGAAGUUAGAAAUGAAAGAUCCUGAAACAUAUUCUACACUAUGUAUUAUGCAUUUAUCAUUUUUAUUAGAUUUAAGUAAUGAAGAAUUAGAAAUAAUAUUAGAAAGCAAAAACAAAAACAUAACAAAUGAAGUUAAUGAUUGUAAAUCUAAAAAAGAUAAAGAAAAUAUUUGUGGAUCUCCAUUAACUCAUGAAGGAGUAUGUAGAGUGUAUCAACUGAUUGCAUAUUUGGGAAAAGAUUAUAAUAUUCGUCAAAUAGGAAUAUUUCGCAAAACAGGCAAUGUGAAUAAACAACAGUUAUUAAAAAGUGUGAUAUAUAAUGGAACUGAAAUUGACCUAGAUUCUUCGGAAUAUGGUGUUCAUGAUUGUGCAAGUGUUUUAAAGUAUUUUUUGUCAGAUUUACCCGAGCCAUUAUUAACUGAAGCACAUUUCCAUGCUCAUUGUCAAAUUGCAGUAAUAAACACAAUUGCUGAGGCAGUUAAGGAACCAGCUUACAGCUCUGGGAAUCUGUAAUUGAAUCCAAGCAGAUUGAAAUAUUCCAGG
Centruroides sculpturatus (bark scorpion) is the source of this 776-nucleotide messenger RNA. Its product is annotated as rho GTPase-activating protein 19-like. The record is from RefSeq and is a predicted model, not a curated record. The transcript has 5 exons. Gene Ontology annotation, cellular component: cytoplasm. Bases 195 to 746 code for a protein of 183 amino acids. Gene Ontology annotation, biological process: regulation of small GTPase mediated signal transduction; signal transduction. Gene Ontology annotation, molecular function: GTPase activator activity. NCBI's taxonomy places the organism in Eukaryota, Metazoa, Arthropoda, Arachnida, Scorpiones, Buthidae.